AUGGCCAUGACGUCAUGGCUGCUGACACUUGUGAUGGUGACGUCACCAACCGUCACUCUGUCAUCAGGUGCUGAGGUUUCUGCCCUUGAUCCUCCAGUAGCCCCACAGUCUGGGCGGGUUCCCACAGGGUUACAGCACGAAGAGGAACAGAAGACGGACGCUUGGCGGAACAAAGUGUACCCGCUGAGAGAGGUAAGCUACUUCACACCGCCGACGAGGAAUGCGUCCUUCGCCGUUGAAACAGUGACUCCAACCGAGAGUAAGUUGAUGUUUUUGCUGUGCUCCCGUGGCUACUUCAUCUCCAACAUGUCUGUCCGCUUCGGCAGCAUUGCGCAGCUCCGGUCUAAUAGUACAAGUGUCCGUCUGUACGGACUGAGAAACUUUCCUACAUACAUCACCAGGAACUCCACUGGAAUCCAUCGGGAGAAAGAUGGAAUGUACCGCGCCCAGGGUUCCUCCAGUCCACGGUACCACCCCGUGGGCACGGGCUGCGACCCGGCCCUGCGCUGUCUGUGGCACCAAGCCUGCAUACUCAAACCAAGCCCCAGGCUGUGUGGGUACGACUCACAGCCGGAGAAAAGAAAACUCUUGGAAGUUAAAUACCUCUGCGAGGCAGACUCAUCGGUAGACGGUCUGACAUACGAAGAACAUCAAAGAAAACGCAGAGAAGAUGUUUUAUAUAUUUCUGUGACUGGGAUGGCCAAUGGGACAGACGUUAUCCAAUGGAGCACUGUGGCUGAAAGUGACAUAUUUUCUAUCAUGUGUCCUGGACCUGAACAAAGCGAUUUUGAACGAUAUAACGGCGUCUGCGAUGGCAAGCCUCCACCCCCUGAGCAGGUCGUCAGUGAUUUGUGGAAAGUUGUCGCCAGAGUGCCGAGUGAAGCAUGCCGGGAAGAGGUGCUGCAGGUGUACUGCGCCUACCGCUAUAACAAACAUGGCGGCUGUUUGCCGCCUCUUGUCACCAAUGCCUCACAGGUGAACAAAGACGGGGGGAUGUUGUACAGUGACAUUGCUCUACCGAGGAAAGGGCCCCGUCCUGAAGACAGGAAACAUGAAGAAGUGUUGGCUCAUCCGCACGUGAGUUUGAUCCCAGCACGCACUGCGUUCGUGUUGCUGGUACACAACAACCCAGAAGCAGCCGUUCAGUUACUGGAUUCACUUUACCGCGAAUAUUUUCACUACGUAAUCCACGUGGAUAAAAGCAAACCACUCGUGCGGAAGUACCUUGUGCACCUUCUUGAAGGGAAAUUCCCGCAUGCUGAAAACAUUAGGGUACUUCCAGACCAAAGGUCAUUCAGAUCGUCCUGGGGCUCCUACAACAUACUGCGAGCAGAACUAGAGGCGACAGAGGAGUUAUUACGCAUGGGCAGCUGGGACUUCGUCAUCAACCUGAGUGGGUCGGACCUGGCUCUGAGAGAUGUGGACGACAUCGCCGCUGCCCUGGCACCGUACAGAGGUAGAAAUUUCCUCCGGCUCACCAAGCGAUACAGGGAUGGAGUCCGAAAAGCAUCUCCCGACCGUAUCAACACCGCGUGGUACAGCUGCGAUGGAUAUGUGUAUAACGUGACAAGGCGGGGGGACCCUCCGGCAGGGGCGGACAUCAGCGGUUCGUCCCAGUGGGCUGUUCUCAGCAGGGACUUUGCGGAAUUCGCAGUAUCAAGCAAAAGCCAGGACAAAAGCAUCGACUUUAACAGUCUCCAGUUCUACAUGCAGACUACGGCUAUUCCUGAUGAGAAAUACCUGGCAUCUAUCCUCAUGUCAUCACAGUUCAGAGACACGCUCAUUUCGGCACACCUGCACCGCCUGGCGCCGUUCCAGGGGAAGGACCAGCUGGGUGCCUGUCGACAUGGACAUGAGACGGACAUGUGCGGCAAGGGCCCGCGGACGUUCCGGGAGAAAGACGUCCCACUACUGCUGAACGUCUCACGACGGUUUAUGUUCGCCAGGAAGUUUGAGGGGCAGCCGGAGGAUCCUACAAGGCGCGCCGUCUUACACUGGCAGAGAGGGCUGUUUUACCUGGAGCUGCAACGUCACCAUGGGGUUUCGGACGCGCUGUUGAGGGCACUGGCUCAACGUGCGUGCGAGCACUUUCUUGGGGACGGACACUCACAGGUCUGCAGCUCCGUGUACGUCGUUAGCUGGCGGGUGCUGCCCCGCCUGGUGCCUGAUAAAUCCAGCUGCUGCGCGAAGAUCAGUAGGCGCUCAUCCUCGCGAUACUGGAUAGACUUUACCAUGGAUUAUGGAACACGGAUGAAUAUGAGAGCAUCACUUGCAUACACUCAAAGAGGAACGUGCUUUGAUCGAGGACAUAUCAAAUAUUUCGAAGUGUCAACAAGGAAAUGGGAGACCAAUAUGUCACACACCGUGUUGCCUGAACUAGAGGAGGCGGGGGCAACCACGGUGUACCUUAGGCUGUACGCACAGGCAACACAGGAGGUGGAAGAAACGGGGACAUGCACCCUAAACCAACCGAACAAAGGAAAAGGCAAGGAGACCACCUUUGCUCGGUUUGACAAUAAAAAUCCGGGCAAUUGGCAAGAGAGCAAAUAUACUAUCUUGCAAUUCUCCGUCCGGUUAUUGAACCCCCAAGGUGAAGAACACUGUCGCAAGUUAUCAUCAUUCAUGUGGAACCCGCCAAAAGCUCGGCGGGGCAUAGCGCUGCAGGACAAACUUGUGUGCGGCCACCUGUAA
Branchiostoma floridae (Florida lancelet) is the source of this 2691-nucleotide messenger RNA. RefSeq lists its product as uncharacterized. Bases 1 to 2691 code for a protein of 896 amino acids. The transcript is spliced from 22 exons. Gene Ontology annotation, biological process: heparan sulfate proteoglycan biosynthetic process; chondroitin sulfate proteoglycan biosynthetic process. Gene Ontology annotation, cellular component: membrane. Gene Ontology annotation, molecular function: protein xylosyltransferase activity. Lineage: Eukaryota; Metazoa; Chordata; Leptocardii; Amphioxiformes; Branchiostomatidae. The record is from RefSeq and is a predicted model, not a curated record.